Molecule: messenger RNA, 486 nt
Organism: Heterobasidion irregulare TC 32-1
Lineage: Eukaryota; Fungi; Basidiomycota; Agaricomycetes; Russulales; Bondarzewiaceae
Exons: 5
Coding region: 1-486 (161 amino acids)
Source: RefSeq, a predicted model, not a curated record
AUGUCCACCGAGUCAAACGACGUCAGCUUUGAGACUGUUCUCGCGGAACUGCAUCACCUGCUAUUGGGCAUACCCCCGGAAUCAAAUCUGCCUUUCGUGGAAAAUUCUCAGGACUCACAUUAUGCAUGCUUCCUCAACUUCUCUCUGGACCCUGAUCUGAUGGAGAAGAUCGAAGAUGAGGUCGGGGUAUUCAGUGAACAAUUCAAAAAUUCCUCGGAGAGCCAAUAUCCAGUGUCAGGGAUGCGUCCCGGAACUGUCCAUCUUCCGCCAUCAGAGUCCGUCGAAUUCGAACGCUCGUUUCUGGGCGUCAUGAUCAUGAUGGUGAUUGAAAAGGGAUAUAUCGCUUGGUUCCAAUUGGUUCAGACAAUGAUUGAUGAACACAUAGGGGCAGGAAACUCCAAUGAUUCUUCGAGAGGGGGCUUGGCGUUGAAAGACGUCUGGUUGUACAGGGGGCCGUCCUCAGGCCUCAGGCCUCAGCAGCAGUAG